CGCACUCCUGGAGAUAGACGCUCAAGCCUGACGCCUCUGAAAAGGCAGCAGCAGUCGCCUUCUGCACAGACCUCAGGAAAUUCGCUUUGACCGAUGCAUGCCUCAAGCUCUGGCUCGAGCUAAGGGGGAAUAACCGGGCAGAUUUCUGGGUCCUUAUAAAAAGACAAAAUAAAAUCAAAAUGCAUCACCGACACACAACCAAUUGAUAUGCUGGCAUCUUAGCUUGGCCUUGCAGAGGCGGAGAGGAAAGAAGAGGAGUUGUUGUGAUUUCCACAUCUAACAGCUUCUGGCUAUUUCACAGCGUCUGUGUUUGAACCCUACUGUUGGGGAGGGACAAAGAGAAGUAAAACCCAGCCUGUGAGGCCGCCGUGUGCAAGGAAUUCUGCUUUGGCUACAGUGGUACUGGAAGUCCAUGAUAUGACAGAAGAAGCAGGCCUUUGAAGCUCCUCUGGGGUUGAUAAGUGGUGCCUUAAAGAGGCAAGGGACCCCUUUCUCCCUUCUGGUUUGGGACACUACAUCUGGAGGAGAAACACUUGAGGCAUUACCAAGCAUUCAAGGACCCUGGUUCAUUGCUGGCUUCUUGUAAUUGCCUGGAAAGUGUGACUCGAACUGCUUCCCUUUUGCCUGGUACCACUGAUGGUACCUGGCAGAUGAUGGUAUUUGAAGAGUGAAGCAUCUGUUGACACCACCGACAAAUGGAUGCGUGAUUGCCCUUGACGUUCUGUUGACACCUUUUCCAGAGCGUUGCUUCCAAAGUGUAUCCUCCCUUUGGUCUGGAAGUUCUGUGGCUGCCCUGUACUACUGGGGUCUACGUUUUCCAGUUGGGAGGGGACUAUAGGGAGAGAGGGAGGGGUUGCUGGAAGAAGAAGAAGAAAAAAAGAGCUAGAUAAAGGAGGGUGCAUCCCUCCCACUCCUGCCCCUCCCCUUACCCGACUUAUUUCCGGAUCCCUAUUUCUGCAUCACGGUGUCCAGGACCAUUUUGACCCUGUCGGCCCCGGCACCCCCCCGCCGCACCCCAGCCCCGAGCAUGGGGACGGCGCUUCUCCAGCGCGGGGGCUGCUUUCUCGUGUGCCUCUCGCUGCUGCUCCUGGGCUGCUGGGCAGAGCUGGGCAGCGGGCUGGAGUUCCCGGGCGCUGAGGGCCAGUGGACGCGCUUCCCCAAGUGGAACGCCUGCUGCGAGAGCGAGAUGAGCUUCCAGCUCAAGACGCGCAGCGCCCGGGGCCUAGUGCUCUACUUCGACGAUGAGGGCUUCUGCGACUUCCUGGAGCUCAUCCUGACGCGCGGCGGCCGCCUGCAGCUCAGCUUCUCCAUCUUCUGCGCCGAGCCCGCCACGCUCCUGGCCGACACCCCGGUCAACGACGGCGCGUGGCACAGCGUGCGUAUCCGACGUCAGUUCCGCAACACCACGCUCUUCAUCGACCAGGUGGAGGCCAAGUGGGUGGAGGUCAAGUCCAAGCGCCGGGACAUGACAGUGUUCAGCGGCCUCUUCGUCGGGGGGCUGCCACCGGAACUGCGCGCCGCGGCGCUCAAGCUCACGCUGGCCUCCGUGCGGGAGCGAGAGCCCUUCAAAGGGUGGAUUCGCGACGUGCGGGUCAACUCCUCGCAGGCCCUGCCGGUGGACAGCGGCGAGGUGAAGCUGGACGACGAGCCGCCUAACAGCGGCGGCGGGAGCCCGUGCGAGGCUGGCGAGGAGGGCGAGGGCGGGGUGUGCCUCAACGGAGGCGUGUGCUCCGUAGUGGACGACCAGGCGGUGUGUGACUGCUCGCGAACCGGCUUCCGCGGCAAAGACUGCAGCCAAGGUAAGGCCCGACGACGUCUGAGCCCCGGGGGCCUCGGCCUGGUCAGGGCGCGGGGAGGCAGGGCGAGGUAG
Messenger RNA from Aethalodelphis obliquidens (Pacific white-sided dolphin), 1870 nucleotides. RefSeq names its product neurexin-1-like. NCBI's taxonomy places the organism in Eukaryota, Metazoa, Chordata, Mammalia, Artiodactyla, Delphinidae. The record is from RefSeq and is a predicted model, not a curated record. The transcript has 2 exons. Bases 1028 to 1870 code for a protein of 280 amino acids.